Magnusiomyces paraingens is the source of this 2307-nucleotide messenger RNA. RefSeq lists its product as uncharacterized. Bases 1 to 2307 code for a protein of 768 amino acids. Gene Ontology annotation, molecular function: GTP binding; GTPase activity; translation elongation factor activity. Lineage: Eukaryota; Fungi; Ascomycota; Dipodascomycetes; Dipodascales; Dipodascaceae. Gene Ontology annotation, biological process: mitochondrial translational elongation. Gene Ontology annotation, cellular component: mitochondrion. The transcript has a single exon. The record is from RefSeq and is a predicted model, not a curated record.
AUGUCUGUUAGAGCAGCCAACUAUUUGGCAUGGAAGCCUUUGUCUUUUGGUUUUUGCCGAACUGCUUUGAAGUCCCAAAGAAUUUCUUUCCCAAGAUUAACUCAAAAUUCUUUUUCCACAUCUUCGCCAUGUCAAACCUAUGAAGAAGAACGUGUGGUUCUUGACAAGAUCGAUGCCGAAAUGCCAGAGAUUGACAAGACCCGUCUUUCUACAUUAAGAAAUAUUGGUGUUUCUGCUCACAUUGAUUCUGGUAAAACAACCUUUACAGAACGUGUCCUUUACUAUACUGGCCGCAUUAAAGCUAUCCACGAAGUGCGUGGUCGUGACAAUGUUGGUGCUAAGAUGGAUUCAAUGGAUUUGGAGCGUGAAAAGGGUAUUACUAUCCAAUCUGCUGCAACAUACUGUGACUGGACUCGAAACCAUCCUGAUGGAUCUUCUAAGGACUUCCAUUUUAACCUUAUUGACACUCCAGGCCAUAUUGAUUUCACUAUUGAAGUCGAACGUGCUCUCCGAGUUCUCGACGGAGCUGUCCUUGUUGUUUGUGCUGUUUCUGGUGUCCAAUCUCAAACCAUUACUGUUGACCGUCAAAUGCGCCGUUACAAUGUUCCCCGUAUCACCUUCAUUAAUAAGAUGGACCGCAUGGGUGCUAACCCCUGGAAGGCUAUUGAUCAAGUUCGUACUAAGUUGAAAAUUCCCGCUGCUGCUAUUCAAGUUCCUAUUGGUGCUGAGAAUGAUCUCCAAGGCUCUGUUGAUCUUAUUGAAAUGGUCUCUGUUUACAACGAAGGAAAACAAGGUGAAAAGAUUGUUGUUAAGAAGGAAAUUCCUCCUGAGCUCCAGGAUCUUGUUGAUGAGAAACGUGCUUUCUUGAUUGAAACCCUUGCUGAUGUUGACGAUGAAAUGGCUGAAAUUUACCUCGAUGAGCAAACCCCUACAUCUCAACAGAUUCGUGAUGCAAUCCGACGUGCUACUAUUGCUAGAAAAUUUACUCCUGUUUUGAUGGGUUCUGCUCUUGCCAACAGAGGUAUCCAAUCUGUUCUCGAUGCUGUCUGCGACUAUCUUCCUAACCCUGGCGAGAUUCUCAACACUGGCCUUGACGCUGCUAAUAAUGAAGCCCCUGUCAACCUUGUCCCCUAUCAGAACUCUCCUUUUGUCGGUUUGGCUUUUAAGCUUGAAGAAGGAAAGUAUGGUCAGCUUACUUAUGUUCGUGUUUACCAGGGUAAGCUCAAGAAGGGUAUGACUAUUGUUAACGUCAAGACUGGUAAGCGCACUAAGCUUGCUCGCCUUGCCCGCAUGCAUUCUGAUGAGAUGGAAGAUGUUGAUGAGAUUUGUGCUGGUGAAAUUUGUGCUACCUUUGGUGUUGAUUGCUCUUCCGGUGAUACUUUCACUGAUGGUGAACUUAGAUACACCAUGUCUUCUAUGUUUGUUCCUGACCCCGUCAUUUCCCUUUCGAUUUCGCCCAAGACUAAGGAUACAAAUUUUUCUAAGGCUAUCAAUCGUUUCCAGAAAGAGGACCCUACUUUUGUUGUUAAGUUUGAUGCUGAAAGCAAAGAAACCAUUAUUUCUGGUAUGGGUGAGCUCCAUCUAGAAAUUUACGUCGAACGUAUGAAGCGUGAAUACAAUGUUGAAUGUAUCACUGGUAAGCCACAGGUGGCUUAUCGUGAGACUGUCACAAUGGAAGUUCCAUUUGAUUUUACUCAUAAGAAGCAGUCCGGUGGUGCAGGUCAAUACGCCAAAGUUAUGGGUAACUUUGGCCAAGCUGCCUCUACUGAACAGAACACAUUUGAGUCUCAAAUUGUUGGUGGUAAGAUUCCCGAAAAGUUUCUUGCUGCUUGUGAGAAAGGUUUUUUUGAAGCUUGUGAGAAGGGUCCCCUCACUGGCCAUAAAGUUAUCGGUGUUCACAUGCUUAUUAACGAUGGUCAAAUCCACGUUGUUGAUUCAAGUGAACUUGCUUUCAAGACUGCAGUUCAUGGUGCUUUUCGCGAAGCAUUUGUUAAAGCACAGCCUAUUAUUUUGGAACCUAUUAUGGAGGUGUCUCUCACUGCCCCUGUUGAAUUCCAGGGUAACAUUCUCGGUCUUUUGAACAAGCGUAUGGCCACUAUAAAUACUACUGAUAUUGGUUCUGACGAGUUCACUAUUACUGCUGAGUGCUCUUUGAACUCUAUGUUUGGUUUUGCUUCUCAUCUCCGUGCUGCAACUCAAGGUAAAGGAGAAUUUUCUCUUGAAUUUAAGCAUUAUGCACCCACCCCACCACAACUUCAGAGAGAGCUCAUUGCUGAGUUCCAGAAGAAGCAAAAGGCUAAGAAAUAA